Molecule: messenger RNA, 3354 nt
Organism: Pseudocercospora fijiensis CIRAD86
Lineage: Eukaryota; Fungi; Ascomycota; Dothideomycetes; Mycosphaerellales; Mycosphaerellaceae
Exons: 2
Coding region: 1-3354 (1117 amino acids)
Biological process (GO): mismatch repair
Cellular component (GO): nucleus; MutSalpha complex
Molecular function (GO): ATP binding; mismatched DNA binding; ATP-dependent DNA damage sensor activity
Source: RefSeq, a predicted model, not a curated record
AUGGCUCACGAUUCGUUCUGCACUGACAAACUGAUAGAAACGCCAGGCACGGUCUUCUCGAGCCCGUCGCGACACGCCAAGAAGAAGGUCAACUAUGCUGAAUCCGACGAUGACGAUGACGAUGACGCUCCGUUCAAGCCAGUUUCUGGCAAUGGACGCGCUGCUAAGCGGCGUCGGAUCAGUGUCAAAGACGACUCGGAUGAUGACGAGUUCGGUCUCGAUGCCGCCACCCUAGCCGCGAUGGAGAUCGAUGAAGAAAUGGACGACUUCGUCGUUGAUGACGACCUUGAGGAUGACGAGAAGCCUAAGAAGCCUAAGAAGAAGGCUUCAGCCUCGUCCUCAGCAAAAGCAUCAAAUCACAGCUCCGUCAGAUCGCCUUCACCUUCGCCGUUCAGAGAAGCCAGUGAGGAGGCUCCAACAAAGUCGACUGCCCAACAAUGGACCUUUGAUCCGGAUGCACCACCAUCGACCGAGCCAAGGAAGCGUCCGACUGUCGUAAAAUCGACGAGCAAUGGCCCGCCAAAGAAGCAGAAGGCCCACGCAACGGAUCCUGCAGAUCGGUAUCCUUGGUUAGCUGCCAUUCAAGAUGCUGACCGACAUACUCCUGAUCACCCAGACUAUGAUCCUCGGACACUCUAUGUUCCACCUGGAGCGUGGAACAACUUCUCGCCAUUCGAGAAGCAGUAUUGGGAGAUCAAGUGCAAGUUCUGGGACACGAUCGUCUUUUUCAAGAAAGGCAAAUUCUACGAGCUUUACGAGAAUGAUGCUACCAUCGGCCACCAGCUGUUCGAUCUAAAGCUCACUGAUCGAGUCAACAUGCGAAUGGUUGGCGUGCCGGAGGCUAGUCUCGAUCACUGGGCAAAUCAGUUCGUGGCAAAAGGAUUCAAGAUCGCCAGGGUUGAUCAAAUGGAGACAGCACUUGGCAAAGACAUGCGAGAACGCGACCAGAAAGGUGCAGCAAAGAAGAAAGAAGAGAAGGUAAUCCGCAGAGAACUUGCGUCGGUAUUGACAGCCGGUACUCUGGUGGAAGGCAGCAUGCUUCAAGACGACAUGGCCACUUAUUGUGCUGCUAUCAAGGAGACCGAGAGCGAAGGCAAGCCUGCCUUCGGUAUUGCCUUCGUUGACACCGCUACGGCGCAAUUUCAUCUUGCGGAGUGGGUCGACGAUGCAGACAUGACCCGCUUCGAAACAUUUGUCGCGCAGACACGUCCUGGAGAGCUCAUCCUCGAAAAAGGCUGCAUCUCUGCAAGAGCGCUUCGAAUACUUAAGAACAACACUCCUCCCACAACAAUCUGGAACUAUCUCAAGCCGGACAAGGAGUUCCUGAGCGCCGACAAGACUCGCAUGAAAAUGAAUGGAGAAGCAUACUUCGUGAAGUCUGAAGACGACGAAGCAGCUGACAGUUGGCCGAAGGUCCUGCGCGAAGCUGAGACAAAGGAGAACACUUUCUCUGCCUAUGGCGCCCUCGUAUGGUACUUGAGCAUGCUCAAGAUCGAACGAGACUUGAUUACCUGUGCCAACUUUUCCUGGUACAAUCCCAUACGCAAAGCUUCCAGCUUGGUCCUUGACGGCCAGAGCCUGAUCAACCUGGAAAUCUUCGCCAAUACCUUCGAUGGUAGCACCGAAGGCACGCUCUUCACAAUGCUCAACCGAUGUGUCACUCCAUCUGGCAAGCGCACGUUGCGGCAGUGGGUAUGCCAUCCACUUGCUGAUGCAAGAAAGAUCAAUGAACGCUUUGAUGCUGUGGAUGCUCUCAACGCCGACGGCACUGUCAUGGAUAGGUUCACUGCAUCAUUGUCGCGCCUGCCUGAUCUCGAGAGAUUGAUUUCUCGCGUGCAUGCAGGGCGCUGCAAAGUGCAGGACUUUGUCAAAGUGCUUGAAGGCUUCGAACAGAUCGAGUACACAAUGUCCCUCCUCAGCUCGUUUGGUGACGGCGAGGGUCUUCUUGGACAGCUUAUCUCAGCUAUGCCAAACCUGCAGACACCUUUGAACCACUGGAAGGAAGCCUUCGACCGCAAGCAAGCAAAGGAACAAGGACUGCUCAUUCCUCAGCCUGGUGUCGAGGACGAUUUUGACGAAAGUCAAGAGCGCGUGGACGGCGUCGAGAAAGAGCUUAACAAGCUGUUGCAACGAGCAAGAAAGGACCUAGGAUCCAGUGCCAUCAAAUUUACCGAUAAUGGAAAGGAGAUCUAUCAGCUUGAGGUACCCAUCAAGGUUAAGGGUAACAUCCCAAAAAACUGGAAGCAGAUGUCUGCGACGAAGCAGUGCAAGCGGUGGUACUCACCUGAAUUGGAAGGACUGGUACAGGAUCUUAAGGAGGCUCAGGAAAUGCAUGCCCAAGUCGUCAAGGCAUUGGCAGGUCGCUUCUUCGCCCGUUUUGAUGAGGACUAUACCACCUGGCUUGCAGCCAUCAAGAUCAUUGGUCAGCUUGACUGCCUGAUAUCGCUUGCAAAGGCCUCCUCUUCACUUGGAUCGCCGUCUUGCCGGCCCGAAUUCAUUGAAGACGACCACGCUCGCAGCGUGCUCGAAUUCCAAACACUCCGCCACCCAUGCAUCGAAACUACGACGAACUUCAUCCCCAACGACAUUGCUCUUGGCGGUGACCAGGCCUCCAUCACUUUGCUUACAGGUGCCAAUGCCGCUGGUAAAUCGACCAUUUUGCGCAUGACUUGCAUUGCAGUCAUCCUUGCCCAGAUCGGCUGCUACGUGCCCUGCGAGUCCGCUCGCAUGACACCUGUCGACCGAAUCAUGUCUCGCCUGGGAGCUCACGAUAAUAUUUUUGCCGGGCAAAGCACCUUCAUGGUUGAGCUCAGCGAAACCAAGAAGAUUCUGGCAGAAGCUACACCGCGCUCUCUGGUCAUCCUGGACGAACUUGGACGUGGAACAAGCAGUUACGACGGCGUUGCCGUUGCUCAAGCCGUGCUCCAUCAUAUAGCCACCCAUGUUGGCUCUCUCGGAUACUUCGCCACGCAUUAUCAUUCUCUCGCAGCGGAGUUCCAGAAGCAUCCUGAAGUCAUCGCGAAGCGUAUGGCUGUCAAGGUUGAUGAUGAUAUUCGCGAUGUGACGUUCUUAUAUCACCUCGAAGAUGGUGUGGCAGAGGGCAGCUAUGGUAUGCAUUGUGCUGCCAUGUGUGGAAUACCUGACAAGGUCAUCACACGUGCUGAGCAAGCUGCUGAGAACUGGGAGCAUACUGGAAGGAUCAAGGAGAGCCUCGAGAAAGCGAUGGAGAGUAGCUGGUUGCCACUUGGUCUGCUGAGUGAUGUCAGCUGGCUGCUCAAAGAGCGCUCCGAGGAGGAUGAGAAUAUUUCUGACGGAAGUUUGGAAGUGUUGAGGAAAGCCAUUGCGGCGUUGUAG